Molecule: messenger RNA, 2238 nt
Organism: Baudoinia panamericana UAMH 10762
Lineage: Eukaryota; Fungi; Ascomycota; Dothideomycetes; Mycosphaerellales; Teratosphaeriaceae
Exons: 2
Cellular component (GO): cytoplasm
Molecular function (GO): ATP binding; ATP-dependent chromatin remodeler activity
Source: RefSeq, a predicted model, not a curated record
GAGGAGAUCAACAAAUUGCUCGAGAACAUUCGACCUGACGAGGAGCUGCCGGCACAUCUUCGCAUCCAGACGCCUGAGUCGCUCACCAUCACUCUCCAUAAGUAUCAGGAGAUGGGUCUCACCUGGCUCAAGCAAUGUGAGGAAGGCUCGAACAAGGGCGGCAUCCUUGCCGAUGACAUGGGUCUCGGCAAGACCAUUCAGAUGAUCUCGCUGUUCGUCACUCGUCGUUCGGAGGACCCAAGGUGCAAGACGACGCUCAUCGUAGCACCUGUGGCACUACUGCGGCAGUGGAAACAGGAGAUCGAAACCAAGGUCAAGCCGGGCCGCCAUAAGCUGACCGUCUUCAUCCACCAUCAGCAGUCCAAGAAGAAGGACUUCCGUGAGCUGCAGACUUACGACGUUGUCAUCACGACAUACGGCAGUCUGGCCUCGGAGCUGAAGAGACUGGAGCAAUACACGCUCCGCAAGCGACAUGACGCAAAUGCACGUCCCUAUCCGCACGAGAGAUGCGCGCUUCUCGAUCCUGAUGCGAUGUGGUACCGUGUCGUACUCGACGAAGCUCAAUGCAUCAAGAACAAAAGCACCCAGAGCGCCAAAGCUGCAUAUCAGUUGCGCGCGAAGUAUCGUUUCUGCGUCACCGGCACCCCAAUGAUGAACAACGUUGACGAGUUCUACUCGCUCGUCCACUUCUUGCGUGUCAGGCCGUACUGCGAUUGGCAGAAGUUCAAGAUCGAUUUCUCGACACCCCUCAAGAGUUGCAAGGACUACUUCCAGGAUGCAGCCAUGCAGAGAUUCCAAGCUCUUUGCAAAGCCAUCAUGCUGAGACGCACCAAGAAGAGCACUUUCGAAGGCAGACCUAUUCUGAUCCUGCCGGAACGCUCAACGGAGGUCGACAACCCUGAGUUCUCCGAAGACGAAAUGACGAUCUACAAGAGCCUUGAGGGGAAGGCGCAAGUGACGUUCAACAAGUACCUGCAGGCUGGCACGGUGGGGAGGCAGUAUACGGAGGUGCUCGUGCUUCUGCUCCGUUUACGUCAAGCCUGCUGCCACCCUCACCUCAUCAAGGACUACGCCAUCGCUGCGGUGGCCGGCGUGCAGCCCAACGACCUCAUAGAGAUGGCGAAGCAGCUCGCGCCGGAUGUCGUUGAGCGCAUUCGUGUGAAGAACGGUGCCUUCGAGUGCAACAUCUGCAUGGAUGCUACGCCCAACCCAGCCAUCUUCAUACCUUGCGGUCACGAUUGCUGCGCUGAAGACUUUGCGCGGAUUACGGACCCGGCAAAUGCUAUUGCGGCUGGCGAUGAGAAUGGUGGCACGAAGGCGAAGUGCCCCAUCUGCCGUGGACCGAUUGACUCGAAGCAAAUCACGGACUUUGACAGCUUCAAGAAGGUGCACCAGCGUGAGCUGCUGACGCCAGAGGAGCUUAGAGAGCUGGAACCGGAAGAGGGUGAGACUGAUGAUGAUAAUGAUGGUAAUGACGACGGAGAGAAUGAUGAGGAGAUUAAGGAUGAGGACGAUGACGAUGAAGAUAGCGAGACGGAGUCAGAUGAGGAAGACCUGAACACGCACUUUCGCCGGCCGAAGGAUGAUGAGAAGAAGAAGUCGAAGAAGAAGAAGGACACUAAGCCCAUCACCUUGGCCGACCUGCGCAAGCUCGGCACCCGCAGCAUGAAAGCCCGCAAAACCUAUCUUCGCAAGCUUCGUGAGAACUGGGUCUCCUCCGCCAAGAUCGACAAGACCAUGGAGACGCUCCACGAGAUCAUGAAAGUGAAGCGGGGCGAGAAGGUCCUCAUCUUCUCUCAGUGGACCUCUCUGCUCGACCUCCUCGAGAUCCCAGUCGACAGCGAAGGCUGGGGCUACCGCCGCUACGACGGCAGCAUGAACGCCCGCGAACGUGCCGAUGCCGUCGAUGACUUCAGGACCGACCCAGAUCUCCGCAUCAUGCUCGUUUCGCUAAAGGCGGGCAAUGCUGGGCUCAACCUCAACAUGGCUAGCCAAGUCAUCAUCCUCGAUCCGUUCUGGAACCCCUACAUCGAGGAGCAAGCGAUUGAUCGUGCGCACCGCCUCGGGCAGGAGCACCCGGUUACGGUGCAUCGGAUGUUGAUUAAGGAGACGGUGGAGGAUCGCAUUAUCGAGAUCCAGGAACGGAAGAGGGAGCUAAUCAGUACGGCGCUGGAUGAGAAUGCGAGUAAGAAUAUUGCGAGGCUUGGGGUGCAGGAGCUGGCGUAUCUGUUCGGUGUC